Molecule: messenger RNA, 1112 nt
Organism: Carassius carassius (crucian carp)
Lineage: Eukaryota; Metazoa; Chordata; Actinopteri; Cypriniformes; Cyprinidae
Gene: bpgm
Product: 2,3-bisphosphoglycerate mutase
Exons: 3
Coding region: 130-909 (259 amino acids)
Biological process (GO): glycolytic process
Molecular function (GO): intramolecular phosphotransferase activity
Source: RefSeq, a predicted model, not a curated record
CUCAAGCAAACGCUGUCGGCGUUUGUUGAUGCUGCUCUGAUAGUUCCACAGUUCCUUCCUGUUGCAGAGCUGCAGCUAUUCUAAGCUGGGCGGUUUCUGAUCUGAAGGCUUCUGUACAAUUUCUUCUGAAUGUCUAAAUACAAACUCUUCCUUCUCCGACACGGGGAGGGGGCCUGGAACAAGGAGAACCGCUUCUGCAGUUGGGUUGACCAGAAACUGAGCGUGAACGGGGUGGUGGAAGCCCAAGAAUGCGGCAGGCUCCUGAAAGAGCAGGGCUACCAAUUUGACCAGGUUUUUACCUCCAUACUGAGCCGCUCCAUCCAGACGGCCUGGUUGGUGCUGGAGGCCAUGGGACAAGAGUGGGUACCAGUCACCAAAUCCUGGAGGUUAAACGAGCGGCAUUACGGUGCCCUGAUCGGCCUCAAUCGGGCCGAGAUGGCAUUGAACCAUGGUGAGGAACGGGUUAAAUUGUGGAGGCGGAGUUAUGACAUCACACCGCCCCCCAUUGAUGAGUCACAUCCCUAUUAUACUGAAAUUUACAAUGACCGCCGAUACUGUACGUGCGAUGUUCCGAAAGAGGAACUGCCCAAAACAGAAAGUCUAAAGGAAGUGUUGGACAGACUACUUCCGUACUGGAAUGAUGUCAUUGUACCGGUGAUCAAGAGUGGCCAAAACGUCCUCAUCUCUGCACAUGGCAACAGCUGCAGGGCUUUGCUUAAACAUUUGGAAGAUAUAUCAGAAACGGACAUUGCGAAUGUAACGCUGCCCACAGGAGUACCAGUCUUGCUGGAGCUGGAUGAAGAUCUUCGACCAGUCAAGCCCCGUCAGCUUCUGGGCGACCAGGCCAAAAUUCAGGCGGCCAUCAGAAAGGUGGAAGAUCAAGGGAAGGCUAAUGCACAAAAUAAAUAAGGAUUUUAUUGUCGUUCAGUUAGGAACUGUUCAAACAGAAAGAUUAUAAGUCACUUAGUAGCUUCAGUCAUGAAGCUCCUGGUAAAGAUAGUUUGGGCACAUACUGUAGGAUGUGUCUGAGGUAGACUGGUUUAGUGGUGUUUUAGGAAUCAUGAAGAGAUAUAUAAGUCAAUAUUUUGAAUUCAAGCACUGGUUACUGAUCC